AUGGUUCACUUCACAGCUACUGCCCUCUUUGUGGCAGCUCUUAGCCUCAGCGAAGUCAUGGCUGGCCCAACCCACCUUCAUCUCCAUCAGCGCGCUCACCAAAAGAAAGAUGUUGACUACAGCACCAUCGAUUACUCCAAGUUGGAUGUUGACUGGGACGCUGCCUACGCUGCUGGUCAAGCAUCCAAGGCAAGUGCCGCUGUAGCAGCCACACCAGCUGCUUCACCUGCUGGCGCCGUUUUCGCGGCGAAGGUAGGCACCAAGGUCAGCUCUGCUGUCGCAGCAGCGACCUCUGCUGUCAAGUCGUCCGGAUCAUCAUCUGGUCUUCUCGGUGGUGUCGUCGGAUGCUCAAACGACCGCACAUCAUUCGGAGGUCUUUCCACCAAAGCCUACGCUGUCGGUGACCACGCCAUCAACAACGUGGGAAUUCCAUACGGUGCCAACAUCAUCAAAGUCGACUCGAUCGAAGGAUACGAUUUCACCAACACCUUCGUCAACACCCAGCAGGUGCCAAUCACCGUCAACGUAUGGAACAAGGUUGGAGAGGAUGGACAAGACCUCUCUGGAUCCACCGAUGCGCCAAAGAAGACCACCCUCACUUUCGUCUUGGCUCCAGGAGCUUCGCAAAUCAUUGCCGUCCAGGAGAACUCCAACAUUGGUUUCGCUCAAGCAACCACCAAGCUCCGAGCCGACAGCGGUGGCUUCGAUACCAGCUUCGGAGAGAUCACCUUCUUGGCCAAGGGCAGCGGAUAUAACCUUUCUGCAAUCCCAAACACCGCUGGCAACACAUACAACAUGUCCAUCAGCAGCGUUGAAGCACCGCAAUGCACCAGCGACAUGAACAACAACUUCUGGUUGACUGCCACUCAGCCGAUCGGAACCAGCGACGGAAGCUGCUACAUUGCCCAGAGCACAGCACACUUGACCACGACUAUGGGAGGAAACAUAUAA
This is a messenger RNA of Glarea lozoyensis ATCC 20868, 951 nucleotides long. RefSeq lists its product as uncharacterized. NCBI's taxonomy places the organism in Eukaryota, Fungi, Ascomycota, Leotiomycetes, Helotiales, Helotiaceae. Gene Ontology annotation, molecular function: IgE binding. The transcript has 2 exons. Gene Ontology annotation, cellular component: extracellular region. The record is from RefSeq and is a predicted model, not a curated record. The coding region runs from base 1 to 951 and encodes 316 amino acids.